CGGACAGAAGCAGGAAAUAUGGCGGCGCUCAUGUCACUGACUCAGAUAUCAAGUGGAAACCCUGCCUAUGAGAACUUUUACAGACAGUUGGAUCCAGCAAACACAGGGAAAAUCGGGGCAGUUGAAGCGGCUCAGUUCUUGAAGAAGUCAGGCCUGUCAGAUAGCACUCUAAGCAAGAUAUGGGAUUUGUCAGACCCAGAAAGAAAGGGCUACUUGGACAAGAAGGGUUUCUUCACUGCCCUCAGGCUAGUGGCAUCAGCACAGAGUGGCAAUGAUGUCAGCCAGAGCAGUCUAAACCAGACCACGUCAAUACCUACCCCUAAAUUUAGAGACACAGCCAGUCCAUCUCUGAUAUCAACAGCUUCUAGUGACUCUGCUUGGGCAGUGAAGUUUGAUGACAAAGUGAAGUAUGAUGGGAUAUUUGAGAGUCUCUUGCCAGUCGGUGGCCUUCUCUCAGGAGAUAAGGUGAAACCAGUCCUCAUUAAUUCUAACCUGCCCUUGGAUGUCCUUGGUAAGAUUUGGGAUCUCAGCGACAUUGAUAAAGAUGGGCAUCUGGAUAAAGAAGAGUUUUCAGUGGCCAUGCAUCUGGUUUACCGAGCCAGAGAGAAAGAACCCGUUCCUUCCACACUUCCCACCACCCUCAUUCCUCCAUCCAAGCGGAAGAAGACAGGGGGUGCAUUGCCUGGCUCUGUUCCUGUGCUGCCUUCCAGCCCCUUCCUCAUGAAGGAUGCCCUGCGAUCCACAGUGCCACUCUCCAAGAGCCCUCUGACUGUUGCCUCCAAUCUCUCACCAUCAAACUCGUUCAGAAGCUCCAGCCCCAGUCCAGUCCCCAGCCCAGCACCACUGCAGCCUGUCUCAGUGAACUGGGUGGUGCCUCAGGAAGACAGGGAGCAGUACGAGGAAAUCUUUGAGCUGGCUGACUCUGAUUUUGAUGGCAUGGUGGGAGGAGGUGAAGUUAAGGACAUAUUCAUAAACUCAGGACUGCCCCAGAGUGUGCUGGCCCACAUCUGGUCACUGGCAGAUACUAAAUGCACAGGCAAGCUGACCAAAGAACAGUUCUGUCUAGCCAUGCAUCUUAUCCAGAAAAAGGUCAAAGGGGUUGACCCUCCACAAAGCCUUACACCUGAAAUGAUUCCCCCCUCAGAGAGGGGCUCUGCUGCUUCCUCUGCCUCUACUACAAUCUCAUCCGAUUUCUCCUCAUCAGUAGGAUUUGAAUUGGCUGGACUGUCUGUGUCCAGUGUGUCCAGAGACAGCAGUAGUACAGUCGCACCUGUGGAGUUAAUUGGAAUUAAAGAGCUGGAUGAUGUUAGCCAGGAAAUCUCUCAGUUGCAGAGUGAGAAGCGCAGCAUAGAGCAGGAGAUCAGACAGAAGGAAGAGGCCAUUCGACAGAAGAACAACGAAGUUCAUGGCAUGCAGGGUGAGCUGGAGCAUGAGAACAGCAGCCUGCAGGACCUGGAGCAGCAGAAGCAGGUCGCCCAGGACAGACUGCAGGAGAUGGAGCAGCAGAGGAGCAAGCUGGACGGCAUGGUGAAGGACGCUAAGAGCAAGUGCACGGAAGAGAGCAGCAGGAUCUCCUCUCUGCAGACACAGAUCCUGUCUCAAGAGUCAGACUUAAAGACACAGCAGAAGGAACUGAGCCGAACCAAAACAGACCUGUAUUGUCUGGAACAGGAGGAAGAGCAACUGGAGGAGAGCCUCCGCGCAGGCAAAGCCAAACUAGAGAGCAUCCUCAAACUGCUCAAAACUUCACAGGACGAGAUGGACGAGACACGGAGUGAGCUCUCACAGAUCCAGGAGAGCCAGAAGGCACUGAAUAAAUCCAUUGAGCGCUUCAGCAAAGCUCUAAACGGCAGCAUGAGCAACCUGGCUGAGAUUGACCAACUGCUCGCUGAGGAGGGUUCGACACCCAGCACCACUGUGGAGGACUCCUUCAAGUCAAAGCUGGCCAUGUUUAAUACUAACCCCACACAGGAUCUCAACGUGGACCCCUUCCAGAGUGAGGACCCCUUCAGAAGUGACCCGUUCAGUAAAGCUGAUCCCUUUGGCAGUGAUCCCUUCAAACAGAACGAUCCUUUCAGAGACCCCUUCAGCAGCUCGGAUCCAUUUGCUAAAAGCGCUGCCAGCCCUUUAAAGGCCAACCCUUUUGGUAGGCAGGGGAGUGUUACAUCCAGCAGUUCUAAGUUCAAAGACUCAGACCCUUUUGCUACAACGGACCCUUUCGGCAGCGACUCUUUUGGCGGGAAGACCAGCUUUGCAGACUUUGGAAAUAUGUCAAAGGGCUCCGGUGGGCAACCUUUAGGCCGGAAACCAACCUACCCUCUGCCGCCUCCCAAAAAACCUGUGCCAGCCAGACCAGCACCGCCGCCGUAUGGCACAAGUUCAGCAGGAGCUCAUAAAGGGCUUGCUGCUCGUAGCCAAGCAUUCACUGCCCCCCACGUUCGAAAGCCACACGACUCUUUCUCCUUGUCCCAGUCCAAUAGAUCUGCCGUAACUGCGUCUUCUGCGUUUGCAGACUUUAGAGCUUUCGGAAAUGAGGUAGAGCAGCUGGAGUGGGCCAAGCGAGAGAGCAAGAGGGAGGAGGAGGAGCGUCUGAGGAGGCUCCGCCUUCAAGAACAGCAGGAUCUGGAGUUGGCUCUCGCUCUCAGCAGGGCUGACAUGUCUAGGACAUGAGAUGAGUCUACACUCCGUCCUGCACAUCAGCGCCCAACACUGCAAAAAAGCUGCCACUUCCUCUGAUGCUAAAUACUGUCCUGCUACUACUACUACUGAAAUUCUCAGAGUGCAGCCUUCCCCUGAACUUUGACUUGUAUGUCGCUCAGUAGUUUCUGCUGCUAAAAAACACUACCCUAAUCUGCCUUAGACCCAGUCAAAUCCAACAGCCAAAAUUCCAUAUUGUGAUUAUACUGCUACGUAUCACAGUUGCAAUGUGAGUUACAGUAUGUCAAAAACAUAUUAGAGUUGAUUGCCCUGACUGACAUUACUUAUUUUAUUGGGUUAUGCAGAUGCCUUGGUUCAUAAAAAAACACACACAGAAAUCAUCUGGAGCAUUUCAGGUUGGUCCAGAUGCUCACAGCACAAAAUAAAACAUUUAGUGAUUGGAUCCAAGGCUCAUUUAAGCCUUCAGUGAUAUAUAAGUACUGCAAUACUGAUACCAACAAAUAUAUUGCGCUGGGGGUGGGCGAUGUGGCAAAAAUAUAUCACAAUACGUUUUCUGAAUUAUGUACUUAUAUAUGUUCAUUUCACAUACUGUGCUACCUUAAAGGGGAAUUCCACAGAUUUUUCGAAAUUUCUACAAAAUUUAAUCCUUGAGAGGUAAACGAAGUCAUUUGGAGUUGUUUGAUGUGAUGUGGUUUGUUGUAGAGAAGCAUUCUAUUUACUGUCCAAAGCACACGUGUCAGGCUCCAAUCCUCACAGGCCACAACACUGCAGACUUCAGCCAACUGCCUCAUUAAACACUCCUGAUUCAGCUCAUCAGCUAAUUAGCAAGGCCUUUAUCAGCUGAAUUCAGAGCGUUAGAUGAAAGCAAACGCUAAUCUCUGCAGCACUUUGGCCCAGAAGGUCCCCAGUUUGACAUGCCUGAUCUAAAGCUACAUGACUUUUUAUAUGUAACAUUGAUAAUGGUAAAAUAAUGGAAAAACCAAUCGUAAAGCAAUGUCUCAGGCACUGAGCAAUGCAUUUCUAACCAUUUCAUGUAGUAACUGUCUGUGAGAGAGCUUUUAGAAGAAAUAAAUACGUUAGACAUCAGGUUCCUAUCGCCACCACUGUGAACCAUUCUGAUUCUGCAAGUUUCUUAAGAAUGGAGCGUUUCAUAUCAAACCACUCUUAAUGACUGUUUGUGUCUUAAUGAUUUACUUAUGCAAAAAAAAUUCACAGUGUUCAGUGUUCAAGUACUGACAAUAUCCAUGACAUUCCAAGAAAACAUGUUGUGACAUAAUGUAACAAUUGCUAAUGAAUCUUUAACAAUAUCAGCACAUUUCUCACCCCCAUGUUGUGCAGCCAUAGUUACCUUCCAGGUGCCUUCCAGAAUGCGCUGCCGUAUGCCUUAAAUUAAAUUUCAGAUGAGAGACACCUAUGCUUGCCUUUAAAUACUGUGCAUAGUAUCAGGUUCAUGGCUGCAUCCGUAACAGGCACCAUCCAAAAAAUAUUGCAGAGAUAACAAACCACACAUGCAUACGUUUCUCACCAGAUUUUUAUCUAAUAUGCUUCACAAGGGGUUCACACAGCUUUUAUGACAUUGCUGCACUCAGAAUCUCUGGCAAAAAUGACCAGUGUUAGCUUUCCACUUGAAGACCAAAUGCUGUAUGUCUCUACAUGUGUGGCCUCUUUCUCCUCUCCAUUCUCCUUACCCCUACCAUACAGAGUCCCUAUUACAGUUGGGUGUAAAUACAGGGUUGAUGAAGGUCUCUGAGUGCACUAUAUUUCAUGCAUCAUACAUCCCACAUACAAAGCCUGCUGUUCUUUAAACAGAGAGAAACUUAGAUUAGAAGGAUCCCUUCAUAGAACAGAGUUCAUAAAUCAGUGCUUCCAUUUUUAACAGCAUGGCUUACAGUUGCAUUCAACCAAAGUACUGUCCUGAUGUUUCUCAGCAGCCAAAGAACGAUAUAUACUCAUCCCAUAAGCUUAUGAGAAAUAAGAAAGGCUGUAGGGUCUUGUAAAUGACGUGCAUUAUUUGAGCAGUUACUCAGUUAGCAACUAGCUAUACAUAUCAUCACUGCCCAAAAAAACAAAUAUCUCCACAGUGGUAAUUUUAAGUAAAGAAUGUUUUUUGCGCUCCUGGGUGUAAGUUAAAAUAGAGAUUUUAGCAAUUAAGCCUUAAGGCAUGAAAUUUUGUGUGCUCAAAUGAUGUAAGGGGAAAAAAAAAUCGCAAAAAAUUGAGAUACUUUGGACAGUGACGAUAUACUAUGUAUAGACCCCUGAGAAUAGGUCAUCAUUUUGUAGUUUGCCAUUAGCAUCCAGAGACACCCUGGGUCCAAGCAAUUUUUUUCUGUGGGAAAAAUAUAUGGCGUUUUCCAAAAUCGCCCUUCACACUGUCUGGUUAACAGACAAGGUCCAAAGCUGAUAUAUGUUGUUCUGCAUGCAUGUCCCCCUAAAUAUCACUGUCAAUUGAAUUACAAGGUUGUUGACUGUCCUCUUGUUAGCGAAUUCCACUAAUUUUUCAAAAUGUCUGCCUAAUUAAGUUGUUAAAACAAAGUCAGUCAGAGUGGUCUGAUGUGAAAUGCAUCAUUGUAGAGAAACUUGGUGAGUCAGGAGUGUUCACAGUGGUGGUGGUAGGAAUCAGACAUGUGAAGCGGUUAAUAAAUCUAAAAGCUACAUCACAGAAAAUUAUUACGAGAAAUGGUGAUGAACACGCUGCCUGAUGCCUGAGACAUUGUUUUGUGAAGAUUUUGGCCUAAAACCUCAUGGUAGAGAGGUACACGCAGGGUGUUGGAAGUCAAAAUAGUCUCUAAAGAAAACCUAUUUUUACCACCAAUUUCGGUUCACUGGAUAGUAAUAAGUAGUGAAUAGUAAAUAAAAUGGCUAUUUUUGCGUUGUAGACGUUACCCCUGGUUCAGGCCUUGCCGGGGGGGCACUGCCCUACUAACCAGUCGGCAUGCUUAAGUGCCUUUGGCAGUAGUAGGCUGCUAUUUGAGUAGCUGGUGUUAUAUUGUACUUUUGAUUUUAGCCUUGCCUUCAUGUAAUCUAGUAAUGUUAAUGAAAUGUGCAGGAGUGUUAGCUUGCUUGUAGCAUGUAUGUAGCAAUAUUGACUCCUUAAUGACCUUGUAAUUAAGAGAACAGUGACAUUCAGGGGGAAAAUGCACACAGGACAGUAUGCAUUGUGUGCACUUUGGGGCAUUUUUGUUUACCACAGGGUGCGAUGGGGCAAUUUUCGGCAGAACCGCCACCAACUACAAAAUGAUGCACAACCUCAGAAGUCUUUUAGAUACCUAAAAACAUUACUCCUCCUGUGUAUGCUUUGUCCAAAACUCAGAAACAGGCAUUUUGACGUUUUUAAUUCAUUUGUAAUGAGAUGUGCACUAGACAUUUGCAUGCAACGUCUUCUCAUUUAAAUCUUUCAAGCUGAGAAAGACUGAAUAAUACAGUAAAUAUUUCAAAUAUUUAAAGCGGUGGUUCUCAGUUUAUGGGGACUCCAUGCACUGCACAUUAGUGUUUUCCCUGCUCAAAUGCACCUGACUCAGGUGUGAAGGGCUUGCUAAUUGCCUAAGGAGUUAAAGCAGGUGUGCUAGAACAGGGAGAAUGCUGGUAGGCAUGUGCGAACGGCAAAUGAAGGCUAGUGUGGCUGCUUAGCAUGAUAUCAUUCUUAGCUUACAAUGGUUGGUAGCCACAUUAGCAUGCAUUAAAUAGCUGCCUUAAGGUCAUUAGUAAACGAACAAUCUCUGUGCUCAUUCUCUAAUGUCUGCCAAGUUACCUUCCUCGCACAGGUAAAAACUUCAGACCAAGUAACAGCACAUAAACCAUUGGAACUGGACUCCGAGUGGGAAAGUUUUGUUAAGUUUUCAGAGUAUUUAAAUGUGGUUAGUUGUUGGAAUGUUAGCUUUUCAUGAUGGUAUGGUAAUGAAAUUUGUUGAAUUGUAAAAUUAGAAUGAACUUGAAUUACUGUGGAGGUUUUAUUAUGGUUUUAGGAUGUUCUGUAAUGGCCUUAUACUGUAUAUGGUGUUACAUUUUUAUGUCUUAUAUUUAUUACACUUCUUAUGUACAACACUACCUUUACAUAUUUUACAUAAUAUAUCUAUAUGGCAGACAUUUACUUAUUUAUACUUUUGUUUGGUGUAGAAUUAAUCACUGAGAUUGCUCUGCUUUUGUGAAUUUCCCAUAUUUCAUAACAAAUAAUGAAUUGGUGAAAAUGGAUUAUAUUUGCAUAGCUUUGACAUUAAACUCAAAUAAUCAGUCUAA
Messenger RNA from Colossoma macropomum (tambaqui), 6891 nucleotides. RefSeq names its product epidermal growth factor receptor pathway substrate 15-like 1b (gene eps15l1b). Gene Ontology annotation, cellular component: plasma membrane; cytoplasm; clathrin coat of coated pit. NCBI's taxonomy places the organism in Eukaryota, Metazoa, Chordata, Actinopteri, Characiformes, Serrasalmidae. The transcript has 24 exons. The record is from RefSeq and is a predicted model, not a curated record. The coding region runs from base 19 to 2670 and encodes 883 amino acids. Gene Ontology annotation, molecular function: calcium ion binding; cadherin binding. Gene Ontology annotation, biological process: endocytosis; endosomal transport.